This is a messenger RNA of Mauremys reevesii (Reeves's turtle), 723 nucleotides long. RefSeq names its product apolipoprotein C3 (gene APOC3). The transcript is spliced from 4 exons. Gene Ontology annotation, cellular component: extracellular region. The record is from RefSeq and is a predicted model, not a curated record. The coding region runs from base 156 to 440 and encodes 94 amino acids. Gene Ontology annotation, biological process: lipid transport; lipoprotein metabolic process. Gene Ontology annotation, molecular function: lipid binding. Lineage: Eukaryota; Metazoa; Chordata; Testudines; Geoemydidae.
AUAAAUGCAACCCCCCUCCUCGGACCGGCCAAGCCACCCCGCUGACCUUUGCCCAAACGUCCCCUGGAGGCCGCUUCCUGGGGCGGUAUAAAAGCGUGAAGCCGGGGCUCUAGCUGCUUAGUAAAGCCCAGGAAGCAACGCAGCCAGCCCGCACCAUGAAGGCCCUGCUCCUCCUCGCGCUCCUCGGCCUGGCACUGCUCGCUGCCGUGGCACAGGCGGCCACCCCUGGGGAGGAGGAAACCAUCGUGAAGAAGGUGCAAGAUUAUGUCCACCAGGUGGCGCAGACGGCCAAGGACACCUUAACCAAGGUCCAGGAAUCCGAGGUGGCUCAGCAGGCCAGGGACUGGGUCAAUAUGCGUGCUGAGGACAUACACCAGUUUUGGGAUGUGCUAAAGGACAAGUUCUCUGCGCUCUGGGAGCUACAGCCACCGGGGCAGUGAGCCCCUCAUCAGCAGCUCUGGUUGGGUUCUCAGCUGAGUGAGUGCAGGUGCAGGAUGCGCAAUGCAAAUUGUAAACAAAUUGGCUCUGGGCAGAGCGCCCAGCAUCCGUCCAUCUAAGCGCUCUCCCACCUGCCUGCCUGUCUGUCCAGUAACUCAAUCUCCACUCAGCGUGGCGUGUUCAUAUGCUACUUCCACUGGGGCCCAGGAGUUUUGGUACCAGCUGGUGUGUUGGUUUGGAGGGGCAGGGUUUUUUUCCCCUUAUAAAACAUCAUAACUCAAAGUU